Gryllus bimaculatus (two-spotted cricket) is the source of this 967-nucleotide messenger RNA. Lineage: Eukaryota; Metazoa; Arthropoda; Insecta; Orthoptera; Gryllidae. The record is from the annotation of a GenBank genome assembly.
AAUCCAGAUGGGGAAACAUUCCAGUUUAUUAAUUAAGGAUUCUUCUCAACAUAUUCCUGAAACAUCUGAUUUAGCAAAUGAGACAAGAGAAGAUUUGCAAUCGUCAAAUGGAGAAAAUAUUUGUUUUGUUUGCAACAGUAGAAAUCAAAAUAUUGUUCCAAAUAAUGCAUGCACAGAAACUUCUCAAACUGAAUUGAAACAGAAAUUGGUCCUGCUUGUUUCUGUGGAACUUGAUUUGCGACUUGAAGAUAUUGGAUCGAUUUGUGUAAACUGUGCCCAAAUUCUCAAUUGUAUUGAUUAUGUUGAAAACAUGCAUAAAACUUUGAGUAAAGGCAUUUUAAAUCAUGUGAAAAGAAACUUUGGAAUGGAACCAACAGAACAUGUUAAUUUAGAUCUUUGUAUGAAAUCUCUGAAAAAUUUUACUGUUUGUAAUCCUUGGAGAGAUGUGGACGAAUCCAGGCUCAAUCAGAAGCAAAAAUUAAAUAUGUUGGUAACCUCAGAGGCCCAGCACAGUCAUCAGUCUAAUAAAUCUUCGGAGGUUCCUGAUCAGUUCAGUAAAUUUAAGAAAUUGGAUCACAAUGAAGAAAAUCAAGAAAUCAUAUUACUUGAAAAUGGAUUAGCAAAUGCAAUUAAACUUGAAUACUUGGAAUGUGAUAUAUGCUCUUAUAAAACAAAAUUUCAAGCUUUUAUGCUUUUUCAUGUACGUCAACAUUUUCAGAGCAAGUAUGCUUAUGAUUCUUGUCCAGUAGAAGAAUGGCAGACAACUGAUGAAAGUUGUAAAAUAAUAAAUGAUUCUGAAUGUGAGAGUGACAAGUUAGAUGAAAUUCUUCCGCAACAAUUUUCAAAGCCUCGGAAACAUCGCAAACCACUCAACAGAGACACUUUAGAAAAAAGAAAUGUGGUGAUGACAGUGAAGGUUAGUUCAGAAAUGCCAGUUAGAGGAGAAUCUGAAGAAAUUCUUAGUGAG